This is a messenger RNA of Lactuca virosa, 2043 nucleotides long. The record is from the annotation of a GenBank genome assembly. Lineage: Eukaryota; Viridiplantae; Streptophyta; Magnoliopsida; Asterales; Asteraceae.
CGUCAUAGCAAUUAAGGCAGUGUUUGCAAACGCACAAACGCUGGUAGUUCAUCCACUUCAAAUAGUCAAUCCUUUCUCACCAAUCCUUCUCUUUUAAUAUCAUCUCCUCCAUUUCAUUCUCAAAUCCACCAUGGAUCGGAGCUGCCGCACACGGCAGUCCACCGCCAUUUCUCAUGCAUCUCCGUUUAUCUUUGCAAUCGUCGUCUUCUUUCUUGCUUCUUCUUCCACUUCCGAAAAAGCUCCAUAUCCCACAUUUGCAAAAGACGCAACGAAAGCUCCGGCGGUGUCUUCCUACGAUUACAUUGUAGUCGGCGGUGGAACUUCCGGUUGCGCAUUGGCAGCCACACUUUCACAAGGCGCAAAAGUUUUAGUCCUUGAAAGAGGGGACUUACCAUACGGCAUCCCAUCCGUGAACACCAUAAACGGGUUUAUCACCACUCUCGCUGACCUCACUCCGACCUCCGCCUCACAAACCUUUGUGUCCACCGACGGUGUUAUCAGCCAGAGGGCUCGCGUCCUCGGCGGUGGGUCUGCCCUGAACGCCGGUUUCUUCACCAGGGCGAGUCCUGAUUAUGUUAACAAAGCAGGGUUCGACCCGAAACUGGUGAAGGAGUCGUAUGAGUGGGUGGAGAAGAAGGUGGCGUUUGAGCCGAAGGUGUUGGCAUGGCAGGCGGCGGUGAGAGAUGGGUUGUUGGAGGUUGGAGUGUUGCCGGAUAAUGGAUUUACUUAUGAACACAUUUAUGGAACUAAAGUUGGUGGUAGCAUUUUUGAUGUGAAUGGCAAUCGACACACAGCUGCCGAUUUGUUAGAGUAUGCUGAUCCAACCAACAUUACUGUCUUCUUGAAUGCAACUGUGCACCGAGUAUUAUUCAAAACCGAUGAAAGGAGAGCACGGGGUGUUUUAUACAAAGAUAUGGAAGGGAAAGAGCACAUGGCAUAUUUAAACGCAGGGUCAUUGAUGAGUGAAGUGAUAUUAUCAGCUGGAACACUUGGGAGCCCACAGUUGUUGAUGUUAAGUGGUAUUGGGCCUGCUAAACAUUUAAUGGCCCAUGGGAUCAAAGUGGUAUUGGACCAGCCUAUGGUUGGACAGGGCUUAUCUGACAACCCAAUGAACCUAGUACUCAUUCCUACGCCCCGACCCGUAGAGAUUUCACUCAUUGAGAUCGUGGGUAUAACCCGAUUCGGAAGCUUUAUUGAAACCGCAAGUACUCAUAUUAACUUGCCAUUGCUCAAUAAAUUCAGUUCCCACUUUGGACAUUUUGCUAACCAGACAACAAAACUUGAGAGGCUAAGAUCUAUAAUUGGACAUCAACUCAACAUAGAUCCAUCAGGAUUUGAUGCUGGACUCAUCCUUGAAAAGGUAAUGGGCCCACUUUCUUCCGGUGUUCUAGAGCUUGAGACAAUAAAUCCCAAUGAUAAUCCUAAAGUCACAUUUAAUUACUUUAAAGACCCUCGAGACCUCCAACGAUGUGUUCAAGGGAUGGAAACCAUUGUAAAGGUGUUGGAAUCGAAAGCAUUAUCAUCAUUCAGAGAACCAUUAAUAUCAGUUCAAGAUUUACUUGCUUUGGUUGUGGCUUUACCUCUGAAUUUGAGACCUCGACAUGUGAAUACUGCAUUCGAUCUUCAACAGUAUUGUAUUGACACUGUGAUGAGUAUUUGGCAUUACCAUGGAGGAUGUCAAGUUGAUAGAGUUGUUGAUCACAACUAUAAAGUCAUUGGUGUUGGUGGACUACGUGUAAUUGAUAGUUCAACACUUUUGAAUUCUCCUGGAACAAAUCCUCAAGCUACUAUGAUGAUGAUUGGAAGGUAUAUGGGGCAGAAAAUGCUUGAAGAACGAUUGACACUUCGAAUGAAGUAGGAAAUGUGACAGGGAAAUUAUACUCUUUAAAAAAAUGUUGGAAGUUGUGUUUUAUAUUUCAUAUAGAGGUACUUGAUGAUAUAUGUUUUGUAUUUUAUUAAAACCGUUUUAGUAAGUUUUUAUUUAGUGUCGGUGGAUUAUAUUGUAAGUUAGUUCUUUUGCAUUGAAAUUUUCCUUCCAGAGAG